AAGGUCGUCGAGGCAAUCCUGCUGAGGAAAUUCCUCCAUCAGACAAUGUUUUUGAAUACAUAGUGUUUCGGGGUUCUGAUGUGAAGGAUUUGCACGUUUGCGAAGCCCCAGCCCAACAACAGUCAAUGCCACCUCAAGUUCCUAAUGAUCCUGCUAUUCUUGGGACUACUGCUCCACGACCUCCAAAUUUUCAAGGGUUUGCCCCACCACCACCGUUAGGUGUACAACCACCUCCUAACUUUCCUGGUGCUUCUUUGAAUCCUUUUUAUCUUCAACAGGUUGCUUCUUUUCAGCAACAACAGCAGUUUUGGCAGCAACCACAAGUUCCACAACCACAACAGCUUAAUAAUAUUACCGAAAGUCUUGCGAAAGAAGCUGAACAGCCAAAGUCACAGCAACAGAAAGAGCAUGGUACACCGGACAAAGUAGAAGACCAUAAAACGGAAAAGAAGACUUCAGUGACCAAAAAUUUCGUCAAGACGGGAAGUAGUUCCCGGUCAUCGGCACAAACAGCAAACUCUAGGAACGAAAGUGCAAUAGAAACGCCAUCAACGGCCAUGGCCGUGGAGAACUUGGCCAAAAAAGUCAGCGAAUUAAGUAUUACCACGAAAGAGGUUAAUGGAGAAAGAGGGGAAGUCGAGGUGGAUAUCGUGGUGGCCGUGGAAUCCGUGGCGGAUACACUAACAACUAUCGGGGGAAUAAUUUUAGGAAAUAAUGUGAAGCAAUAUACGUGUUAA
Molecule: messenger RNA, 737 nt
Organism: Cetraspora pellucida
Lineage: Eukaryota; Fungi; Glomeromycota; Glomeromycetes; Diversisporales; Gigasporaceae
Source: the annotation of a GenBank genome assembly